GAAAGAGCUCGCGUGUGAUGUGUUUGUGUAUCCUCAGUGUUUUUCUCUCUUGAGUGUUUUAUUGAGUGUAAACAGAGUCUUGUCUCUGUGUAUUUUAGUGUUGAUGAUGGAUGAGAUGUGCUGUAAAUCAGUAGGAACUGAUCUGUCCAUGCUGGAUAUUGAUGAUUUCAUCACAGAAAUCUCUCAGCUGAAGAAAGAGGUGGCGUUACUGGAGACAAAGCUGAGGUUAAGAGGAGAUGAAGGACUGAAGAGAGAGGGUGUGGAUGUGGAUGUGGAUGUGGUUUGUUGUGAAUCUUCCACACAGGACUCCGAGCUCAGUCUGACUUUACUCUGUUAUACUGAGUCAAAGCCCACAGACGCUCAGGACACUACAGUGUGUGACAGUAAUCAGGGCUUACAGGAUGAGGAAUCUACUGAUCAAACCUCCACAGAGUCUCUGGAUUCUGUCUGGAACGCUGGAGAACAGCAGCAGAUCUUGCAGACCAAACUCAAGAUGUGUUCAGUCAAACUCACGGACUGCUCGAACCUCAUGAUGGAGAUCAAAACUGAACCCACAGAAGAGCAAGAUCACACUGAAGAAGAAGAAGAAGAAGAAGAUUAUGGUGAAGACGAUGAUGAUGAUUUUAUUCCUUCAGAUGAGAAAAGUGAUACAUGUUCUGAUGGAGAAUCAUCCAGAACAUUAAAGGAGCGACCGACAGCACAAACUCUUUCCUGCAUCACCUGUGGAAAGACAUUCAGCUCACAGAGACGUUUAGAGACACAUGAGAGAAAACACACAGAACAGAAACUCUUCACCUGCAAGAGAUGUGAGAUCAGCUUUACUAGCUUACAAGAACAUAAACGGCAUCAUUCAAAAGUGCACAGAGUGAGGAAGAAGCGGCAGUUUCAUUGUGAGCAGUGUGAUAAAGUUUAUUCCUCCCUUUCUAAACUGAAAGUUCACAUGAGGACACACAGUGGUGAAACGCCAACAUUCAGCUUGGAAAGACAUGAGAGAAAACUCACGGAUCAGAAACUCUUCACCUGCAGGAGAUGUGAGUUGACCUUUACUACCCUUAGAGAGCUGAGACUUCAUUCAAAAGUGCACAGAAUAAAGAAGCACUGUGAGCAGUGUGGUAAAGGUUAUCUCUCCUCUACUAGUCUAAAAGUUCACAUGAUGACACACAGUGGUGAAAGACCGUUCCAGUGCAGUAAAUGUGAAAUGCGUUUCAGAACCAGGGAUACUCUUAUUGGUCAUGAGAGAAUUCACACGGGAGAAAAACCAUACAAGUGUCCUCACUGUGAGAUGAGUUUCAGCCAAAAAGCCUAUCGGAAGAAACAUGUGUUUUUACACACCAAUGAGAGACCGUAUCAGUGCAAUCAAUGUGACAAAGCCUUUAGGGAUUCAGGUUGUCUAAAGUCACACCAAAAAACACACUCUGAUAAACUCUAUCAAUGUUCACACUGUGAUAAACGUUUCCGUUAUAAAUGUCAUCUGAUAUGUCACGAGAGGAUUCACACUGGAGAGAAACCUUACCUGUGCUCUCAAUGUGGAAAGGGAUUUGCUGAUCCAAGUACUUUUAAAGAGCAUCAGAGAGUUCACACUGGAGAGAAACCUUAUCCGUGCAGUGUUUGUGGGAAAAGAUUCAAGCGACAUUACGGUUUAGUGUCACACCGGAGAACACAUACAGGAGAAAGACCUUACAAAUGCUUUCUGUGUGAGAAGACGUUUACUCAAGCGGUUCUCCUGAGAAUCCAUCUGAGAGUUCACACUGGAGAGAAACCUUACGUCUGCUCGAUCUGUGGAGAGAGAUUCGCUAAUGUAGGACCUUUUAAGACUCAUCAGAAGAAACAUGUUCAAAGCGACCUAAACUAUGAAAAAGACUUUGUUAAAAAAUAACAACCAAAUGUCAGAACAGCGGUAUAAUUGUACAUAAAAGAUAUUACUAACAUCGUUUAGCUUUAUGGUAGAUUUUGUCUUACAUUUGCAUGAGUAUGUGUAAAUUGAGUAGUAUACCCGAGUUCUGUUAGUUAAGUUAGAAAUAGUUAACUGCUAGCUUGUGCAUUAAAGGUGGUGUGUGUAAAUUUUAGUGCCAUCUAGUGCAACAAACAGCUCACCCCUCAAUUUCAAAACGCAUAUGGUAGCCGGCACAGAACUUGUCGUCAUCUAAGACAAUGUAAUGAAGAAACACGCUCUAUAAAUAGCACCGUUUGUCCAUUAAGAGCUACUAUAGAAACAUGACGCCAACUUCCAUGUAAGGGGACCCGUGGUGUUUGAAGAUGAAAACGGCUCAUUCUAAGGUAAUUAAAACACAUUACAUUUCACAACUACAAACACAAAUAUAUUUCAUUCAUCAUCUUUAUACAUCACUACUAAUAUAGUUAUGUAGAUUAGAUUGCAUUUCUGUCAAGAAAUCCUUCUAGAAGUUACACAAUGCACCUUCAAAGGACUUUAAAUGCACCACGCGGAGGAAAGAACCACCAGAUGCGAAGUAGCAUUUGACCGCUUAUUCCAUGGUCAUUUGCCAAAACAAAUUCAAACUAUUAUUGCUUACGGCAGCGCAAUAUUUGACCAAUGUUUAAAAAUCACAGCUAUAUUCGUCAGUUGGGGUACAUAGACUUUGGGUCAGAUAAAUGCAGACAUAAGGUAGAGCGAUAAAAUUACAUUUAUUUAUUUUGUGUAAUUAGAUGGAGAGAAAGAGAUCAAAGGUUGAAUAUAUGCCAAUGGCAUCUCUAAUAGGCGCCGCUUACUUUAAGUAUACUUAAAAAUAGACAGGAAGGAAGCAAUGCUUUAACAUUAUAUUUAUUGAAAUGCCUUAAUACAAUCAAACAAAAAAGUUACUAUGUUUACUAAUGUUUGAGGCAGUGUUUGGUAAGUUGCUCAAAAGUAAUCUUUAAUCAUGUAAUUAGAUUAUUGUACAAAUUACUCUCUCCCAAAGUAUUUAAUUACUUAUAACUAGUUACUUUAAGGAUUUAACAAGGAAAUGAACCCAAAUGCAGACGUUGACAACAAUGAAUAAUUUAUUAUACAAAACAGGGAAAACAAAACCCACAAGGGGGCAAAACAAGACAGGAUGAACGCAACACUAAACUAACAUUAAACUAAACAUAAACCAACAAUAAACUCUUCACUACAUAUAACAGACUAGACUAAAUAUUCUUAUUACUCACAGAUGCAAGACACAGGAACAAGACAAGGAUUGUAACAAGACGCACGAGCACAGAACAGCAAACACAAGGACAAUAAAUAGGGACAAAAUAAAUUACAUACAGCUGGAAAUCAUUACGAGUAAGGGAUCAGGGAGAAAGAGACGAGACCCGGGAAAUGCGUGGUCAGAAUAACCCAAUACUAAAACCACGCAUCUCCCACAUAGAACAUGGUACUGCCAGGACCCCGAAUACAAAGACUAGAUAUAAUUCAACACAUGCUUCUGACGGGUCCUGACAGUUACUUUCUAAAUCCCAUUUAGUAAAUGAUGCAAAUAUAGGCUUGAAACAACUCAAAUAAAUCAUAUAAAAGUACAUUAAUUAUUCUGGUCACACUUUUUAAGGUCCAAUUUUCACUAUUAACUACUUUUGCCUCAAUAUCCUCCUAAUUACUGCUUAUUAAUACUUUGUAAAGUAGUUGUUAAGUUUAAGAUAAUUAAAUUACAGUAACUAGUUACUAAUUAACUAGUUACACCGAACACUAGUUUAAGGGAAGCAGCACAUUCAUUCAGAAAACUUCAUUCAUUCAAACUGACUGGAUAUAUUUUGGUGCAUUAAAUGUUUUUAUUGCAGGCCUUCCACCUGAUCAGAUUCAAGAAUUCCAACAGAAUAAUGUUAAUAGUUAAGCAUUAUUAAGCAUUAUCUACACUCUUAAAAUGAAUGUGUUUAAACAACACAUGUUGUGUCUAGUUAAGGACAACACAUCCUAACAACUAGACACAUCUCUGUGUUAUUUUUGGAACACAUUUGUUACAUUUGGUUAGCUUUUCUAAUUUCUUCAAAGGCAUGACUUAUCUUCAAUUCAAAUAUCAAAAAACUAUUUGCACACAGUUAUAUUUCACAUCUUCAUAUUAUCCCAAAUGUUUUCAACAUUCUUUAAUUGAGAGAAUUCACAGUUUUAAAAUCUUCUGCCCCUGUUAAGGGUCGCUGGUCAAUUGUGUUAUUGGUCAAUUGUCAGGGUUUUUUAUCCUUUGAACCUUCAAAGGGCUCUAAACAGUCUCAUCCAAGGCAUAAGGGUCUUAUCUAGCGAAGCAAUCAUAAUUUUUGCCAAAAUAAUUUUAAAAAGUACUUUGAAACCAUAACUUCUCGUCUUGCACUUGCCGUGUGACGCGCCAUGGUGACCUUACGUAUUACGCAAUCACAAUGAAAAGCUUUUGGAGAAAAAUCCUGAAAUGUUUUUCUCAAAAAACUUAAUUUCUUUUCGACUGAACAAAGAAAGACAUUAACAUUUUUUAUGAUAUUAUCAGAGUGAGUAAAUGUAAAAAGUGGAAUAUUCCUUUAACUUAUAAAAAAAUGUCUUUUUCAUCUAUAUUAAAGUUUAUAUCGGUAGUGUUUUACAUAUUAUUGUUAUUAUAAUUAUCUGGUUAAAUUUAUUUUAUUGGUACAUAAAUCAUAGGCCUAUUUGUCUUUUGCAUGAGCUCUUAGUUUCCUGAUAUAUUGUAGUGUUGUGUAAUGGUCACAAGUUAUGCAGAUUAAACAAAAAAAUAGGCUUACAUGUUUUGUUAGACGGUGAUUUAUUUAGAUGGAUUUUUACUUUGAACGUUGUGUAAUCAACAUUAGAAAUAGACUGCAUCAGAUAUAGAGUCAUUUUAAGAGUGCACAGACAGAACCAAUAUACAGCAUGCGUUUAAUUUCUCCACUGCUUACAUCCACUUAGGACAGUGUUAAGAAGAAAACUUGAACUUGGGUUGCAUUUGCGAUGUCUUUACCAUUUGUGCGCUGUCAGAAGCAUUGCGAUGCGGCCUUCUGAGGAUGCUCUUCAGCACAUACCAAACUUCUCAAACAGCACUUCAAAUGGUUAAACCAAGUUAAAUACAAAUUUUAGGUGUUACCAAUUUAAUUUUUUUUUAGUUCAUCCAACUUUUUACAGUGUGUAACAGAACACUAAACAUUAACAUAUCUUUUUAUUUCAUCUUGAUAAAAAAUACACAAUAGCACUUAAUUUGCUCUCAUCACUCAGUCCCAUGCAAAGCAUGCUGGGAACUGGAAAUCUGCCUAAAUUUGAAAAGAUCACGUUGAAUAAAUAUAUGUAAAAUAACUAAACUAGAUGAUGUUUGAGAUACUUGACUGAAUCAUGUUCUUUCAAAAUGAAAGUGAAACUAAAAAGUUCCAAUUUCAAUUCCGUUUAAAAUUAUGCGGUUACGUUUGAAACCGCAUCGGUCAGGUUAAAUGGAAAUGAAUUUUUAAAUAAAGUGAACAGCAACAACAACAACAAAAAAAACUUUUGAGUGCAGGUGCCUAUCACACAGAAUUGAGUCAAAAUAAUAAUAAUAAUCUUGGAUUUUAGGCCCGCAGUUCUCCCAUCCUGACCUAGCCUGGCUCCGCCCUCCUACGUGCUUCCGCUUAAUUUUCAUUUCCCUUCAGCAGUACGUCUGGGAUUUCUCUAUAGAGUUUCGUUUUCUCCUGCAAAAAUCUGCAGGACCAAUCAGCUAACAGAUGGGGGUGGCUAAGAACAAUGACGUUGAGGUCGUGCGUCAGUUUGACUUGUAGUUCAGUAAUGGCAGCGGAGAAAGACGUGAGAAAAGCUAUUCGGUCCAUUUUUGCAAAACUGCAGAAUAUACAGAAGUUAAACAGGAGCAAGAACCAGGUUUGCUAAGUUUUGUUUGUCUGAUUAUUCGGACUUGUUGUUUCCGGACGGUUUCGGUGCAUGAUAUACGUCACGACCACACUUUAGCGAUUGGCUUUGGCAGAUUCAGAGUGAGACUGGGCAGAUCCAAUAGUUUUAAACUUCAACAAUGGACCCUCCUUAACGGAAGUAACGCUUUCCAAUGGAGCGUGGCCAGACUCUCUGUACAAAUGAAAUGAAUGUACGAGAGUCUGGUUGGACCAGGCUAAUCCUGACCCACAUCCGCACAGCAAAUGACACCUUAAUUCCACCCAUUACAUCAAAUGUUAGUGCUUUAUCCUUCAGGUCCCUGCAGGGUACCUACCCACAUGCAGGUCUCUGCAUCGUUUCACGUCUAAUUGUGUGUAAAUAAUUUUAAUUUGCAAGACCUGAAAGCAUGUAAAAAUGAAGCUGUACUGACUUAAACUUUAAUAACUUAACAAACAUGAUAUCCACUAAUAAUAAUUUUAAGUUUUGUUUGGUCACAUUGUUUGCUGGAUUGUAAUGGCAAAGUGCGUUUAAAAAUAGACGUGACUGACGUGCAAGUGUAACUUGACUAUGUGAAAUGAAUAUAUAUAUGUUUUGUGAUUUCUGAUCAAUUUGGCACAUCUUUAUAUAAACAUAAUAUGGUGUAAGUAAGGCUUUUGAUUGCUGUAAGCCUAUCUAGAAUCGCAGGCGUGUAAAUUGCAGCUUAUCUGUUAACCUAAACUGAACAUGAUGUUUAUUUUUCUGUCAAUAAAUGCUUUAAGUCCUCUA
Paramisgurnus dabryanus is the source of this 6544-nucleotide messenger RNA. The record is from RefSeq and is a predicted model, not a curated record. NCBI's taxonomy places the organism in Eukaryota, Metazoa, Chordata, Actinopteri, Cypriniformes, Cobitidae.